AUGGCACAAGCUAGUGAAACACUCGAGAGCUUGCUCGCCGUCGUUACUGAGCUCACUACAAUGCUCACAACCACUCUUCGAGCAAAAGGCCUUGCUGCUCCAUCAUUCAACGAAGAUGCACCCGCAUCCCUACCACCUGAUCAAGAUAUCCAAGGCCCCCGUACAAAACUCGUCGGAGCUCUGAUGGAUAUGCUGCAUCUAGCAAUGGGGCCUAAUGAGUAUUUUAUCACACAAAACAUGUGGCUGGGUAAUGAGGCCAUGGCUCUGGAUGUCCUCAACCGCUUCAACUUCUGGGGCGCGGUUCCAGUUGGAGGCUCUGCCAGUCACGCCGAGAUUGCAGCCGCUACGAAACUUCCCGAACAAAUGGCUCGUCGAUUCCUUCGCUUCGGCAUGAACAUGUACUUGUUUCGAGAAGAGUUUUCCGGGUCCAGUCGGAUUGUCCACACUGCUGCCUCUGCAUAUAUGGCUCGUAACCACCAUAUGCAGUCCUUCACCAGUCAUCUCCUUGAAGACGUCCGCCCCGCCACUGUAGUUAUGGCAGAUGCAUUGCAAAAGUGGUCAGCCGGAUAUCCGACACCGAGCGAAGAGGUGGAACACGCCCCCUUCUAUCUAGCGAGUUUUGACGGCAAGGUGGUAUCCCGCCCGAUGUGGGAAUUCCUUCAUAUGGAUGAGAAGGAGGGCAAGCCAAAGGGCUAUCGUGCUACUCGAUUUGCUGAAGGGUUGCAAGCUCUCGGCGGUAUGGUUACCACCGAAACCUAUGUGGAAACUUUUGACUGGGAGAGCCUUGGCGAGGCUACUGUUGUGGGCGGUUCAAACGGUCAUGUCAGCGCAAUGGUUGCGAAAUCCCAUCCACGGCUUCAUUUCAUUGUUCAAGACCUCCCAGAGCUACAGCCAGCUUUUGACGAAGCCAUGGCAUCAGCCCCCAAGCUUUCCAGCCGCAUAUCAUUCCAAGUUCACGACUUCUUUACGCCACAACCUGUUUCUGCAAGCACAUACAUGGUUCGCAACAUCUUCCACGAUUGGCCAGACAAGUACGUAGUGAAAAUUCUCCAGCAACUAGUCCCAGCUCUGACUCCUGGGGCUCGCAUCGCGUUAUUCGACAUCAUUAUGCUUCCAGACUACGAUGAAAAGGGACAACAGCCGCCUCUACCGGUGAGGAAGAUGCAGAGUGCUUUUGACAUGGAGAUGUUGGUACUUUUCAAUGCCAAGGAACGUACAGCUGAGGAUUGGACUGCCGUAUUCAAGAUGGCAGAUGAUCGCUUCCGUGUGAAUGCUAUCAAGAUGAUCCCUGGUGCUAGUGUAGGGCUUAUUGACGUUGUAUUCGACGGAUAA
Molecule: messenger RNA, 1332 nt
Organism: Trichoderma aggressivum f. europaeum
Lineage: Eukaryota; Fungi; Ascomycota; Sordariomycetes; Hypocreales; Hypocreaceae
Exons: 3
Coding region: 1-1332 (443 amino acids)
Molecular function (GO): O-methyltransferase activity
Source: RefSeq, a predicted model, not a curated record